Oncorhynchus keta (chum salmon) is the source of this 983-nucleotide messenger RNA. It is a transcript of the gene hes3, whose product is annotated as hairy-related 3. Gene Ontology annotation, cellular component: nucleus. The transcript is spliced from 4 exons. Bases 100 to 846 code for a protein of 248 amino acids. The record is from RefSeq and is a predicted model, not a curated record. Gene Ontology annotation, molecular function: RNA polymerase II cis-regulatory region sequence-specific DNA binding; DNA-binding transcription factor activity, RNA polymerase II-specific; protein dimerization activity. Gene Ontology annotation, biological process: anterior/posterior pattern specification; regulation of transcription by RNA polymerase II; regulation of neurogenesis. NCBI's taxonomy places the organism in Eukaryota, Metazoa, Chordata, Actinopteri, Salmoniformes, Salmonidae.
AAAUCGGCUCCGGAGGCAGAAUUCCUUCACUCGUGCGCCAGGAACAGUUCAGGCAGUAGGUCAACAACAUCUGUUAGCAAACCAGAAACUACCUUCAGAAUGGUGUCGACAUCCGAUUGUGUAAUCAAGACCAAAAUCAUAAACGGGAAAAAGGUAUCCAAACCAUUGAUGGAGAAGAAAAGACGAGCGCGCAUAAAUAAAUGUUUGGACCAGUUAAAAUCUCUGCUGGAGAAUUAUUACACCAGCAAUAUUCGAAAACGCAAACUCGAGAAAGCGGACAUCUUGGAACUAACUGUAAAGCAUCUGAGAAAUCUUCAGAAGAUCCAGAGUGGAUUUUCCAUGAACUCCGAGUAUGCUGAAUACCAAGCUGGCUUCAGGAGCUGCCUAGCAGGCGUGAACCAGUACUUGCAAGACAACUCGAGUGGGAGCAGCAGUCGUUUGACCAUGCUGACGCACCUUUCAAGCAGCCUGCACUGCGCCGGAGGACAGGCUCAGAACUCCAGCACCGCGGACAGCGACACGGUCGCAAAACAUGUGCUGCCCGAAACUGUGGUGUGCUGCCCGAUGCAAAGACGUCUUCCUUCGAUAGUUGGGCACGAAGUGAGCAAGGCACCGACCACAGUGCCCCUCGCCCGGUGCAUCAGGGCGCUCGAACCUUACAGCGCUACGGUGUGCGUGUCCGAAUCCAAACCUACUAAACUCUCCGCAGGGACCAGUCAAGUCAUCGUAUCCACCAAUAAGAUUAAACUAAAUAACAGUCUCAGCUCAUGCUACAGAAACAAGUGUCUCUCAAAUGGUCAACACAGCCAUGCAGUUACCAUGCACAAUGUUUGGCGUCCUUGGUAGCAUGUUGAAUGGAGAUUUAUUUGAACUGAUAAAUACUUUGUGUAGUAUUUGCACGGUGUAGAUUUGUAUUUUCUAAAUACUGUUUUUACUAUUGUACAGAUUUUUAAAAAUUGUAUCAAUAAAAUCAAAGAACUGAA